CAGCAAACACGCUCACCGCGACGUCCAAGGCCUUGACGGAACUGUCUCUGCCUUUGCGCCCUCUUCCACUGACUUAAGCUGCAACAUCUCACUCGCUCUUCUAACUCUCCCUCCAGACUACCGCUCCGACAUGGGCCUGGCCUCGAGGUUCGUCAUCGCAGCUCGCCGACGUACAACAUGAGAACAGCAAACGACAUUCCCCUCGUUGGUGGCCUCUCACAUCCACAGCCCCUCGCAUCUCACGCUCCCGCGUCGGCGGAUAUGGACGUAGCAGCAGAGCAGUUGCUUGCGCCACUGGAUUCACCAAAUCCCCAGGGUGCAACCACCUCGCGCCCGACCACGUCCUCAGCCGCACACUUGUCUUCCUACCGUAGCCGCCCUGAAUUAAAUGGACACGUGCUUAACAUGGCUACGGCCUCUAGCAGCACCCCCGCUCCCCGACCCUCUUUGCUGCGAGCGAAAAGCGACUUUGGCCCCCGCCUCCAAGAAGCUGCAGACAGCGCCGAUGAAGCCAGCAGCGCCGACGGAAACUUCAAGAUCCGCCACGGUUGGGACGACCAGCUCAACUCAGAGGAGUACAACAAUCUUCUGACCUCGACAUUUUUCAUGUACUAUACCGACAAGAAGCACGAAACGGGCGGCAUUCCCAAGGACCCAAGCAGCGCAUACCCCCUUCAAGAAUGGAGGAUGCGGGACCGGCUCAAGACAGUCUCUGCUGUCCUUGCGCUGUGCCUCAACAUCGGUGUGGAUCCUCCAGACGUCAUCAAGACAAAUCCAUGCGCAAAAGAAGAAUGUUGGAUUGACCCCAGUGUGACAUCUCAGACACCUGGGCAUACUCCGAUGAACCAAAUUGGCAAAGCUUUGCAGACUCAAUACGAGCAACUAAGCAUGCGCACUCGCUACAAGCUGUUACUAGACCCCACAACAGAUGAGACAAGGAAGUACACUUCGACGCUUCGACGCAACGCUCGCAAUGAGCGGGUCUUAUUUCACUACAACGGCCAUGGAGUGCCUAAACCGACCUCUUCGGGCGAGAUCUGGGUCUUCAAUCGGAACUACACCCAAUAUAUCCCCUUGUCGCUUUACGAUCUUCAAAGUUGGAUUGGUGCGCCAAGUCUCUUUGUGUACGACUGCUCAGAUGCAGGCCUGAUCAUCAGCAACUUCAAUAAAUUCGCCGAGAAGCACCAGAGCGAAUAUGAGGAGGCCCGUCGAAGAGAUCCUAGCGUGGAAUAUGUGGAUUUUAGUGACUGCAUUCAUCUGGCUGCGUGCAGAGAGAAGGAAUCGCUACCCACGAACCCUGAACUUCCCGCCGAUAUUUUCACCUCAUGUCUGACGGAUCCCAUUACCAUGGCAGUACGAUUUUUCAUACUCCAAAAUCCACUGCCAAGCAACAUCAAAAUUCGAGACGCGCAUCACAUUCCAGGCAAAGUCUCAGAACGGCGUACCCCAAUUGGAGAGCUAAACUGGAUCUUCACAGCAAUUACGGAUACCAUUGCAUGGAACUCGCUUCCCAAGCCUUUGUUCAAGAAACUAUUCCGCCAAGAUUUAAUGGUCGCAGCACUGUUUCGCAAUUUCCUUCUAGCACAGCGGAUCAUGAGAGCCUACCACUGUCAUCCGGUCUGUCACCCAGAAAUUCCGCAGACCCACGACCAUCCGUUGUGGCGCAGUUGGGAUCUCGCUGUAGAAUUAAUACUAGCCCAGCUCCCCAACCUCCAAGCCGAGGUUCGAGGAGAGAAGGAGUAUUCUUACAAACACUCCGAAUUUUUCUCAGAACAGUUAACAGCUUUUGAAGUAUACCUCUCCCAAGGUGCCGUCGAUCAGAAGAUUCCAGAACAACUGCCCAUCGUGCUCCAAGUUCUUCUCAGUCAAGUCCACAGACUUCGUGCGCUCAUUCUUCUUUCAAAAUUCCUUGACCUUGGACCGUGGGCUGUGAAUCUUGCAUUGAGCAUCGGUAUAUUUCCAUACGUUCUUAAGCUCCUGCAAUCGCAAGCCAUUGAACUGAAGCCUGUUAUGGUCUUCAUUUGGGCCCGCAUUCUUGCAGUAGACUCGUCGUGUCAGGCCGAUCUUCUCAAAGACAACGGGUAUCAAUACUUUAUCCAAAUUCUCAACCCUGCCCAAGGCAUUCCAAUUCUGAAUGCCAGUGAGCAUCGAGCCAUGUGCGCGUUCAUCGUCUCCAUGUUCUGCAAAGACUAUAAUCAAGGACAGCGCGCAUCUUUGUCUCCAGAAUUGAUUGAAAGCUGCUUGGACCAUCUUAAGGACAUGCACAAUCCUUUGCUUCGGCAAUGGUCUUGCCUCUGUCUAAGCAAGCUCUGGGUAAAUUACGAAGAAGCCAAAUGGGUCGGUAUUAGGUGCUCGGCUCAUGAACGGCUCUGCGACCUGGUCAUCGAUCCAGUCGCCGAAGUCAGAGUAUCAAUGCUAUAUGCUCUCACGGCGUUUCUAGGUAUCCGAGAUGUAACCGCGCAGGUCGCCUCAAUCGAGGAAACAAUUGCGUCAAUGGUUCUAGUCAUGACGAACGAUGGGAACAGCAUGGUCCGCAAGGAAUUGCUUGUUUUCUUCUCCACAUUCAUCCUACGGUACAAGAGCCGAUUCUUGGUUGCAGCAUUUGAGCAAUUUUCCGAGGAAGGGGACAACGCCCUCCAUUCAAAGUUGGAGGAACGGAAUGGAGAUGGCCUUUAUAUGAAGAUGCGCUCAGAAGCCAACGGCACCUCUGCACAACCACAUACGUGCUCCCAGAAUACCAUCUACGCUGCCGUCUGGAAGGAGAUGCUUGUUAUGUCUGUUGAUCCUCACCCAGAAAUUGCAAGGGAUGCCACUAUCGUUGUUGAUUAUGUCCUAAUCUCUCUACUGGAAUCAUCUCUGGCAAAGUUAGCUCAACCCCUUUUCGACGAUGCUCUCAAAAAAGGUCCAGUGAAACGUGCCAACCACCAGACGCACGAAGAGAGGCCGGCCCAACAAGUCUCCAACCCGCCCACACCGUCGAAAGAACAAAGCUAUUUAGGGUUGUUUGGCGGACUACGAAGAACUGGUAGCGUCGCGGCAUCACUCAAAAAUUUCUGGGCCGGGAGCGAGCCUUCAACCUCACCACAAAAGAGCCCCGGACGAGCGAAGACGGAAGAUCUUCAUGCACCACCGAGUGAUGGUCGCCCCCGUACUCCUGAAAAGUACCAUGUUGAAGAAGAACCGAAAAAUAGGGGCUUCGUACCUCGAAGCCUAGCACGGGAGCCUGAACUUCCAUUGAAGAGCACAUUCUUCGAAUGGUCGGUGGAGUACUUCCGUGAGCCGCAAAUGAAACCCAGCGAGGCGGAUGAACCUGGUAGUACCGACUACAAUGGCAGACUCUGGCGCCGGAAUCGCAACGAUAAGAUCAUUGCAGAAACUCAACCGCUGAAGGACGUUGCAGCGACAAAUCGCUGGGAUCUACCAAGAGGAUACUUUGACAACCUCAGUCAGCCCAUGAAGAUGUGCUUCCAUCAGUUUGAAGAUCAUCUCAUCGUCACAGAUAACAAAGAUACCGUCAACGUGAUUGAUUAUGCGCGCUCGCCAAAUAGGAUCAACUGUUUCUCCAAUGGCAACCCAACGGAUUCAAAGAUUACAGAGGUCCGUUUCAUCAACGAAGAUGAUCUUGCUCUUCUUAUGACUGGAUCAUCGGAUGGAGUCAUCAAGAUAUUCAGGAACUACGAUACAAGAGGAAAAACUGAGCUUGUCUCGGCUUUCCGGGCUUUGGUUGAUCUUGUGCCGAGCAACAAGAACGCGGGUCUAGUUUUCGAUUGGCAGCAGGGAAGGGGUUCGGUGUUGGUGGCCGGAGAUGUCAAAGUCAUUCGUGUGUGGAGUGCUGGAACGGAGAUAUGCACGACUGAACUCCCUGCAAGAUCCGGCUCGUGUAUUACAUCAUUAACAUCUGAUCAAGUUGAGGGUGACGUUUUCACGGCAGGGUUUGGCGACGGCGCUAUCCGCGUCUACGAUCAGCGUCAGAAACCUGCAACUGCCAUGGUGAAAGUAUGGAAAGAGCACAAGCAAUGGAUCACUAACGUUCAUCUGCAACGAGGCGGCCAACGAGAGCUAAUCAGCGGCUGCCGAAGCGGCGAAGUCAAAUUGUGGGAUAUCCGCAUGGACAAGAGUGUGAGGACAAUUCGAGCUACAGCGGACACGUUACGAACGCUGAGCGUCCAUGAGCAUGCCCCCGUCUUCGCAACUGGCACACAACGUCACCAGGUCAAAAUCUUCAAUAUCAACAAUGGCCAGACGGUGUCUCAAUUCGAGCCGUACUCAGGCUUCCUCGGGGACCGCUCCGCAGCGAUAUCUGCUACCGCGUUUCACCCUCACCGUCUAUUGAUUGCUGCAUCAGCUUUCCACGACAAUCACGUCAACAUUUACGGUUGCCAAGGCCCAAAGCAGGCUGUUGUUAGCAAGACAGUUCGGGUUUGGGAGGGCAAUACUACGAUCAAUCGGUCGUCUACUUUCAUAUAGGCAUCUUGUGGCUCAUUCUGCAGUUUGCCUUUGCCAUGCCCUCAGGUUGAGGCAACCUAGGAUAGGUGAUGGAUUAAGGAUAAGGCGAAGGUCUUUCGGAAAGCGACACUGAGCGAUUGGAUGAAUGGGUAUACUGGAUUUAUUGGUAAAGGCUCCCCGGCGGCAAUUUGGGGGUGAGGAUAUGGCUGGACAGGACUGUCUCUGGUGGAUGUGACUCGCAUGGUCACGGAAUUGGGCUUACCAUGAGACUUUCUUGCGAUAUGCGUUGGACGAUUUUGGUGAGGAACCCGGACUCUCUUUUCUUCAUGGCAUAGCGAUAUAGGCAUUACGGAUUAGGUUAGAGUCUUUAUUCCGACUCUACCAUAGCGGGGAGUCAAUUGAUCAUCGACUGAUGGCCUUCCAGGCGGUAAU
Lindgomyces ingoldianus is the source of this 4878-nucleotide messenger RNA. RefSeq names its product WD repeat-containing protein-like protein mip1. The transcript is spliced from 5 exons. Gene Ontology annotation, biological process: regulation of autophagy; positive regulation of protein serine/threonine kinase activity; cellular response to amino acid stimulus. Gene Ontology annotation, cellular component: cytoplasm; TORC1 complex. Bases 178 to 4467 code for a protein of 1429 amino acids. The record is from RefSeq and is a predicted model, not a curated record. Gene Ontology annotation, molecular function: protein-macromolecule adaptor activity; protein binding. Lineage: Eukaryota; Fungi; Ascomycota; Dothideomycetes; Pleosporales; Lindgomycetaceae.